GACAGUGCCUCCGAUAUAUAAGGCGCAGGCAGAUGAGGUCUCAUUCUCUGUGAGAGCCCGUCACCUGCACACACACACACUCAUAUAACACUCACACACCCACAUACAAACUCGCCCCACGCCUUCACCCUUUGCACCGUUCCCACCUUCAUUCCGGCGCACAUCAGAGUCUGACUGGAUAGGUUACCCGGUGGACACGGUAGGGAGCCCCUUCAGGAGAAUUAUGGAUACUCGGACAACCGGCUACGGCUACAGCCGCUCUGGCGGCACCCCAUCCAGUGGCUUUCGCUCCCAGUCUUGGUCCCGGGCAAGCCCCGGCUCCACCAUCACCUCGUCCUACAAGAGGAGCGUGAACAUGCCGGUAUCCCGGGUUUACAGCUCAACGGUGCUCAGCUCCGCCGACAGCGUUGAUUAUGGUCAAACCUCCAUCCUGAACGGAGACUACAAGCGAUCUAACGAGAAAGAGCAACUUCAGGGGCUCAACGACCGGUUUGUUGUGUACAUCGACAAGGUGCACUACCUGGAGCAGCAGAACAAGCAGAUCGAGGACGAGAUCCAGGCACUGCGGCAGAAGCAGGUGUCGCGCUCCCAGCUGGGCGACCACUACGACCAGGAGCUGCAGGAGCUGCGCUCCAUGCUGGAGCAGAUCCACCACGACAAGACGCAAAUCCAGCUCGACACCGACCACAUCGAGGAGGACAUUCAGAGGCUCAGGGACCGCUUCGACGAAGAGGCUCGCAUCCGGGAGGAGACAGAGGCCAUCAUCCGCCUCCUGAAGAAGGACACGAGCAACUCCGAGUUGGGGAAGUCUGAGUUGGAUAAGAAAGUUCAGUCGCUGCAGGAUGAGAUCGCCUUCAUCCGCAACAACCACGAGGAAGAGGUGAGCGACCUCUUCGCCCAGAUCCAGGAGUCUCAGGUGACCGUGGAGAGGAAAGACCUCCAGAAGACGGACAUCACCGAGGCUCUGCGAGAGAUCCGCUGCGAGCUGGAGGGCCACUCCAACCAGAACCUGCAGCAGGUGGAGAAUUGGUUCAUGUGCCGCUUCUCUAAGCUCACCGAUGCUGCGGAUCAGAACAAGGACGCCAUUAAGUCCGCCCGUGAUGAGAUAUCCGACUACCGGCGCCAGCUGCAGUCCAAGACCGUGGAGUUGGAGUCCAUCCGCGGGACAAGAGAGUCGCUGGAGAGGCAGCUGAAUGACAUCGAGGACCGCCACAACAGCGACCUGUCCAGCCUGCAGGAGACAAUUCACCAGAUGGAUAAUGAGCUCAAGAGCACCAAAUGGGAGAUGGCUCGUCACCUGCGCGAGUACCAGGACCUGCUCAACGUCAAGAUGGCCUUGGACAUUGAGAUCGCUGCAUACAGGAAACUCCUAGAGGGUGAGGAGACCCACUUCAGCACUUUCCCUUAUCGUCAGGUUGUCACACCUACCAAAAUCUCUAAGGUUAAAUCAGACUCUCCCAGGAUGAAGGUGCACCACAAGUUUGUGGAAGAGAUCAUCGAAGAAACAAAGGUUGAAGAUGAGAAGUCAGACAUCGACGAGGCCCUGGCGGAAAUAGCGCAAGAGCUGUCUGCCACACUCGGAGGGGGAAGAGAUGAGGCUGAGGAAGAGGAGGGGGAAGAGGAAGGAGAUGGGGAGGAAGCAGAGGGUGAGGGGGAAGAGGAAGAGGAAGAGGGUGAGGGCGAGGAGGAAGUUUUAGCCGCCACUGAAGCCAAAGUUAGCUCUAGCGAACCCGCUGAAGAGGAAGAGGAGGAUGGAAAUGAGGAAGAAGAGGGUGACGGAGAAGGGGGAGAAGAAGGAGAGAAGGAAGAAGAGGAUGAGGGAGAAAAGGGUGAGGAUGAGGAGACAGUCGAUGAAGGAGACGGAGAAGAGGGAGAAGAGGAAGUUGAGGAGACAGUCUUGUGCUCCAAAGCUCCAGAGUCUAAAGCCUCUCUUGACAAAGAAAAGGCCGACGACAAAGAAGGCAGCGGAGGUGAAGAGGAAGCUGGUGCUGAAGAGGAGGAUGGCGAUCAGGAUGAAGGUGCAGGUAGUGACAAAGGAUCCAAAAGUGAGGAUGAGAAAGAUGACAAAGAGGAUGUGGACAAAGACAAAAAAAGCGAAAGAGACGAGAAGUUAAAAGAUGAGAAAGCAGAAGAAGCUGUAGCCAAGAUAGAAGCUCCAAAAACCGAGGCAUCAAAACCAGAUUCUCCUAAGUCUGAAUCCCCAAAGCUUGGAUCCCCCAAGUCUGAAUCCCCAAAGCUUGGAUCCCCCAAGUCUGAAUCCCCAAAGCUUGGAUCGCCCAAGUCUGAAUCCCCAAAGCUUGGAUCUCCCAAGUCUGAAUCCCCAAAGCUUGGAUCCCCCAAGUCUGAAUCCCCAAAGCUUGGAUCCCCCAAGUCUGAAUCUCCAAAGCUUGGAUCCCCCAAGUCUGAAUCUCCAAAGCUUGGAUCCCCCAAGUCUGAAUCUCCAAAGCUUGGAUCCCCCAAGUCUGAAUCCCCAAAGCUUGGAUCCCCCAAGUCUGAAUCUACAAAGCUUGGAUCCCCCAAGUCUGAAUCCCCAAAGCUUGGAUCCCCCAAGUCUGAAUCACCAAAGCUUGGAUCCCCCAAGUCUGAAUCACCAAAGCCUGAAUCCCCCAAGUCUGAAUCCCCUAGACCUGAGUCCCCUAAGGCUGAAUCACCUAGACCUGAGUCCCCUAAAUCUGGAUUACCUAGACCUGAUUCCCUAACGUCUAAGUCUCCCAAGCCUGCAUCUCCUAAAUCUGAGUCUCCCAAGCCUGCAUCUCCUAAGUCUGAGUCCCCCAAGCCUGUAUCUCCUAAGUCUGAGUCCACCAAGCCUGCAUCUCCUAAGUCUGAGACCCCCAAGCCUGCAUCUCCUAAGUCUGAGACCCCCAAGCCUGCAUCUCCUAAGUCUGAGACCCCCAAGCCUGAUUCUCCCAAAUCUGAGUCCCCCAAAGAAGGCUCAGCAAAGGCUGGAUCCCCAAAACCCAGCUCACCAAAAACCGAGUCCCCCAAGUCAGACUGCCCAAAACCCGAACCUCCAAUGGCUGAAUCCCCAAAGGCCGCCAAGUCUGAGGCCCCAAAAGCUGCUGAAGAGAAAUCAGAGAAAAAGAGCGACUCAACAAAUGAGAAGAGCGCAGAAAAGAAAGACGUUGCCAUGAACGGCGAUGUCGACAAAAGCAGCCCAGAAGAGAAAGAGAAGAAGGACGAGGGGAAAGAAGAAGAUGGCGUGAUCGCUAACGGCGUGGACGAAAGUCCCGUCAAGGAAGAUGCCAACCAGAAAGUGGUGAUCACCAAAACCGUGGAGACGAUCACCACCGGAGAAGAUGGAUCCAAGCACGUCACCAAAUCUGUCACCGUCACCGAAACGGUGAAGGAAGAGGUGGAGGAAGUGACGCAGGAGACGCUGCUCGCCACCAAGAAGACGGAGAAGCACUCCAGCCUGUCCGUCAAGCAGGUGACGGAGGCCGAAUGAGCGGACUGCAGGGGCGGCUGAGGUGGAGGACACGGAGAUAAGCAAUCAACCCACAACUAACAUUACAAAAGAAAAUCAUACAGCUAGAGCGAUGUAAUAAAGAUAACCACUCGCAAACAUACAAACAAAUCAUAAAGAGAAGCCAAAACUUAAAUGCUACAAGUUUCAAAAAAAUGCAUGUUGAGGGACAGCUUUAAAACGGGCUUUGCUGCAGACGUGGUGAGGAGCUAGCGAUUGAGACAUUUUAUCCUCUUUUUCUUUCUUUCUGCAGUUCACGGGGCGAGCUCACGGGACGGAGGGGGGGUCUCUGCAUGCUAGCUCAGGAGAGGGGGGAACCUUCCUAUCUUCUGUAUGUAUAGACAUGUAGACAUGCACUGUAAAAAGAGUAAAUAUGUAAAAGGAUUAAAUGCAUUGUAGAGGAAUAUUCUUAAAGUUGAGAGGGUUUUGGAGUUUAAGUGAAGGGGGUGGGUGGGAUGGGGGUAGGGGGGACACGCAGGCGGGAGGGUCCUCUACACAGACACUUGCUCUACUGAAGAAGCCUUACUUGACAUGUGAAGAUACCAACUGAGCCAAAAAAAAACUAACAACAAUUACACCAUAUACAGAGAAGAAAGAGCCGGGCAUCGAUAACACAUGACCAUAUACAUCCAGUUAAAGCUUAACAAACCUGAAGAAACUCUUAGCCUUAAACAUGCUUUUUAUCCGUGUCUGUUAUGUUUACCUGAGUGCAACUGAAAAAUAAAUCAACUGUAAAUGCGUAGAUUCAUGCAUUCUCGUAUGCGUAGGGUGGACUUGAAUUUAAAUACAGAAAUAAAUGAGGUGCUACUGUUUGCAAUCCCAUAACUUUACUCAUCAUGAACAAUUUCCCAGCAGCAUUUGCUCAAUAAAUGUCAUAAUGAAGU
Messenger RNA from Cyclopterus lumpus (lumpfish), 4347 nucleotides. It is a transcript of the gene nefma, whose product is annotated as neurofilament, medium polypeptide a. Gene Ontology annotation, molecular function: structural constituent of cytoskeleton. Bases 224 to 3445 code for a protein of 1073 amino acids. Gene Ontology annotation, cellular component: cytoplasm; axon; intermediate filament. The record is from RefSeq and is a predicted model, not a curated record. The transcript is spliced from 3 exons. Gene Ontology annotation, biological process: neurofilament bundle assembly. Lineage: Eukaryota; Metazoa; Chordata; Actinopteri; Perciformes; Cyclopteridae.